Messenger RNA from Exophiala viscosa, 2918 nucleotides. RefSeq lists its product as uncharacterized. Gene Ontology annotation, cellular component: cytoplasm. Gene Ontology annotation, biological process: regulation of GTPase activity. Gene Ontology annotation, molecular function: guanyl-nucleotide exchange factor activity. NCBI's taxonomy places the organism in Eukaryota, Fungi, Ascomycota, Eurotiomycetes, Chaetothyriales, Herpotrichiellaceae. The record is from RefSeq and is a predicted model, not a curated record. The transcript is spliced from 2 exons. The coding region runs from base 127 to 2787 and encodes 886 amino acids.
UGGAACAUCAUCGACGUUGGUCGCUUGGUCUUCCCAAUGGGAAUUUUGACCGUUGGCUCUCAUUUGGUCUUUCAUCAUUGCCAAACUAUCUUUCUCUGGUUUUAUGCAAUCUUCCAUCAAUAAGCAAUGACAGCACAGCUUCUGCCCUCUGUUGUUGCAGAUCCUUUUAGCACUCACUUACACAGAUCACCAAAUAUCUUCUCUAACCCACAUCCGACGUUCGAUGGAAGCUCUAAAAGCUCUCCGGCCUCCUUGGUCCCUUUCUUCGUCGGAUGCCAUCGUCAAGUAUCAUCCACUUCAUUUCUCACCGCUGCCUCGGCGCCUUUUCCCAGCAACGAUGAAAAUCAAGAUCCAUUGGGCGAUGGUGGUGUUCUCUCUACCAAACAUGCUAAAGAAGAGGCAGAGUCUACCGGGCCACAAUUCGUCUGUCACAAAAAGCGCUUAUCUACUGCAUCAUCCGCCUUUGUACACACAAUCAAAACAGCGAGUUUAAGCAACGCAAGUCUCAGCAUCCUCCCACGAUCCUCGAGGUUUGGAAGGUCAAAUGAUAGCUAUGGCAUGUUCAGCUCCAAUGCGAGACACUCAACAGACAGUGACCGCCCUGAUACGAGUGCAUCUGUCGAGGAAGCCGCGUUCCUCAGGGGGCUGAAGAGGCGACAGAUCCUUGCUGAACUCCUGGCUACUGAAGAAGGCUACAUUGCCGACCUGAAAGCACUCAUUUAUCUCUAUUCGACCCUCUUGGCGUCUACCAUGUCGAUAUCGAGCCCAGUGCGUUCUUCCAUGUUAAGAAACGUACACGACCUUCUCCAUAUGCACGAAAGGCUUCUGGAGCGUCUACAACAGGCCACCUAUGAAGCUGCAGUACGAAAAUGGACAGACACGACUUCCCCUCGAGAUCUUGGCUGGCCACAUGGACAUGAGCGUUGGCGGAGUGUGGAGUCCGCCCUCGUUACAAAGUUGACUCGAAGUCAUCGGCGCACCCGUAGCUCCAUCGACUCGUGUGAAGUGGGCCGUGGUCGAACGUAUCUGGGUUGCGCCGAGCCUAGAGAUGUGUCUGACAUUGCAUCCAUCUUCAAGGACUUUUCGAAAGACUUUUUCGCCUAUGAGGAGUACUGCGCAAACCAUAGCCUCAUUGCACAUGAAUUGCAAAGGCACGCACCAACACUUUGGACGACCUACGAGUCUGGCAUCGAGUCACUGUCUCGAUCUCUCAUCACCCUCGAUCAGAAACGCGAACAUAACAAGAAGGGACUCACUGUGGCUGACCUUCUCAUCAAGCCCAUUCAACGUGUGACAAAGUAUCCCCUUCUUUUUAACGAUCUCCUCAAACAGACACCUGUGUCCGACUGUCCAAGCACACAUAUCGAGAUUUCAGAGACCUUGAAAUGCUUGCGAGGUCUCGUCCAAUCUGUCAACCAGGCAACCGACAGCCACGAAACGCGGGCUCACGUACAACGUCGCUGGUCACUUCAGGCACGACUCAAGUACAACAAAGUCAAUCUGAAGCCUGAGCGAUUGCGUUCUCUGGGCAAUGUUCGGCUUUGUGGUGUUUUGCAUGUGGCCUGGCAGACAAAGAGCAAAAUCGAUAGCUGCUAUGCACUCUGCGUGCUGUUCGAAAGCACGCUGUUGGUGGCUGUCCCUGCUGGGACGAGUCCGUGCUUCGAAGUGAUAGCUUUGCUACAUCUCUCCGACGUGAGCAUUGCUUCUCCAAGUGAUGGGCGAGGUCUCCAAUGUCACUCGGCUCUGCAUACGUGGAAGAUAUGCUUUGAAGCAAACGGGCAUCUUCACGAAUUUAUCCUGAGUGCGUGCUCGGCCGUGGAGGAACAAACGUGGAAGGACAGCAUGCUGGACAAAGCGCUUAGCAACAGAAAUGCAUGCGAGCUUUCAACGGAGCUUCCUUCAUGUAUCGGUUUAGACCUACGGUCCAUCGGCACACUUUAUGGUUCACAAGCCUCCUCAUUGUCAAGACACCCUUCGGUUCAGAGAGCGGCAACUGUCGGCAACCGAGCCAAUAUAAGUCAAGUCAUCAUACGCAACACGAAUAACCCACAAGACCUCCACGAAUUCCGUCAGCCAUCCUCGUCGACGGUUAACAGAUCGCUGUCUCAUAUGACUUCCAAUCGCAUUGUCGUUUUGGCGCCCAAAAGGUCAGAAAGAGCAAGGCUCGAGUCGACUCUUGGGGACAUUUGGACGAAGGACAAAUUGCCAUAUCCUGGCAUGAUUGGAUCUCGCGGAGGUCAGAUCAUUCGAGCUUCAGCAGGCACGUUGGUGCGGAAACUGAGUCUGGCAUCCAUACAUGGACCGUUUUCUCGACGCUCAGGAAGUCCGUCGCUCUCAAGCCGGAAGUCAUAUGAAGCAUUCACGGAGAGUAGGCGAAGCAAAUCGAAGCAGUCAGCGCCCAUAUUCGAGGUACGCAAGGACAGUUUCGACGACACAGUGCAUGUCAAGAAGAAGUCGCAAGAUCUGCCGGAACUUGACACGAUGGAGAAUGUUGUCAGUCGUAUGAUCGGGAGUGGCACGAAGAGAUUAUCGUUCUCACAUGGGGACAACAAUGUGCUGAACAAAAACAGUAAGAGCAAGCGAGCAGGGCAGGACUUGGUGGCCGACGUAGGUCCUGAUGAUCCCGCCGAGGUCUUCUACUCUGAGGAGAAAGAGAAGUCGAGGAAACAUGGGGGUGUGCAAGAGGAUUCGAUAAGUGGCAAGAGGAAACGGUGGAGCAACCCGCUUGGGAUCUUGAAGGGUUUGUCGGCGGAAGGGUUCAGAAACAUGUUGUUAUCGAGCAAGUAGCGAUACGGCACGGAGCAAAAGAGGUAGGAAGUAGCGUACUUUAUUAGACAGUCAUACAUGAAGCUACCAUGACAUUCACAGUACUCCGACUGGAGGACCUUCAUGCUGCCUACCGUAUGUCAGUCUUUGGC